GCAAUGGAGAAAAUGGAAGUAGGGGCAAAGAGUACCAACCCAUGAGAGACCAACCCAUGAAGAACUAUCGUUCGUAUGCGGAAGUACUUACAGGCAAAGGUACUCAGCAACCAAAGAAAGGAAACGAACUAAUGGGCCUUCAAAAGAUUUGGGUAGCAAAAAAGAAGCAGACAUGGAAGGAGAUGGAAUUCAAUCUGAGGAGAAAAGAUUGGGAGUGGCUAGAAAAGUGCUAUGUGGGAACUCCAAGAUCAAUGGGUUUAGCACCAAUAAUCCAAGAAAGACUAUACAUGGAAGGAAUGUUCUCCAAUAAAACUAGAUCAAUGGGAGGCAAGCUUGUAUUAUUAGACGGUGAAGACAAAGGAACUAAAGGAGAUUGUAGGGAUGCUAAAGAAUGGUUAAACCAAUGGUUUGUUGAAGUUAAACCAUGGAAUCCUACUAUGGUAGUAAUUGAAAGAUUGGUGUGGCUCAAGUACUUUGGUGUUCCACUACACGUAUGGGGUUUGGAGUUUUUUGCAUCCAUAGCAAUGCAUGGAGGAAGAAUUAAGCAAAGGGGCCUCUCAUUAAAAUCAGAGUAUGUUCUGAAAUCCCAAUAUUUUUCUGAUGAAGGAAAAGAUGAAUCAGGAGAUUUGGAUUGGGUGAAGGAAAGCAUUCUCAGGUCCAACAGCCAUGGCUUCCAAUGUGAAAGAGAAGGACCAACCAAGCCUAGUGAAGAAGAAGAUGAUGACAUAGCUUAUAACCAUUGGCAGGUUGGUGGUCAAAAGGAAGGAUUUUUCAAAUUGGAUGGCAACAGAGGAGAGAAGUCAACAAAUAGCCCUAUGAAUGGAGAAUGGAGAACAUUAGACAAAAGAAGGGAAAAGAGUGUGCAUGAAGAAUUUAAUGAAGUUAUUGGAGAUUGUGUAAAGGAGCCGAAAAUUGGAAACCAUAGCAACAUUGAAAAAUGUGAUCAAUAGUUGGAGAUCCAAAGUCAUGGCAACAUUGAAAAAGGUGUCCAAUUGCUGGACAAAUACAGACUCAUAAGGGCU
Messenger RNA from Rubroshorea leprosula, 1022 nucleotides. The record is from the annotation of a GenBank genome assembly. Lineage: Eukaryota; Viridiplantae; Streptophyta; Magnoliopsida; Malvales; Dipterocarpaceae.